AUGUCUGCCAACACCGUCAACCAAGAAAGCGUCAGCAACGGCCAGGACCAGAACGACGCCCCGAGUGGGCACGGUGCCGCCUCAGCGACCCAAGCAGAAAGUCCUACGGGUGGCAGUAAUCGAUCAAAAGAGGCCUGUGAGGCGGCAACAGGUACUGGGGAGCGACCGACCAAGAAGGUCAAGAGAGCAAAAUACAUAACUAGAGCCUGCACAUCUUGCCAGCAACGGAAGAUCAAGUGCGAUGGCUCUGAGCCAUGUGGACAGUGUGUCGCGAAGAAACGCACUUGUGUGAGCGUACCUAGAAAACACGAAGUGCGAAAUGACUGGGAUAUUGGCGGCGAUCCGAACAACUCUCUGAGCAGAGAAAUUCUCGACCGUCUCGCCAGUGCGGAGCGUCAACUGCGCAUACUGAGUCGCACAGGGAUCGAAGUUGACACUCGGAGUAGCCAUGAGCAUCUGCGGCGGCGCGGCUCCUCUGACGAGGCCGAUGAAGCGCGCAAGCCGACGACAGAGUUCCAAAAGGCCCUCGAGGUGGAGGGACAGACAUUCGCCGGAGAACUUUCCAUCACGCCGAAUCUCGAGCAGAGUAACAACGAUGGCUCUGGCCACCACGGAGAUGAUUCUUCACCCAGCUCUUUUGUACGUGCCCUAGACCCUGCUCUGAGCGAAACAGGGUCCAGAAAAAUAAGAGGGUGGCUGGAGAAGAUACUCGUUCAGCACGGAAUAGCCCCCGAUGAACAGAAGUGGAGGCGCGACCUCGCCGUGUACAUGGAAGAGGUUCAUCCUCUCUACGCAUUUCUCCAUCCUCCUACCGUAUGGGAAACUUUUGACGAGAUGUGGGAAUACUCUGCUCUCUGGUCCAUAACGGACACGACUGAGCGCCGUGAGAAGCACAUUUCAUUAGCCCUCGUCUUCUUUUGUAUUGCCUUGGGGCGAUGUAGCGUGUCUUCACGAAUGAGAGAUGAAAGCGGCGUGUACUCUUCUGGAUUUGGCAUGUAUAGCGUUGGGAUGGCUCUCCUGCAAAACGUCAUGGAGCUGGGAGACGUCAAAACCAGAUCGCUACCAACACUACAGGUCUUGAUAUUAAGGGUCAUAUAUCUGUUCCGCCUGGACGCAAACCAGCAGGCCUCGCAAGUUCUGGCACUCUUGGUCUCUAUCGCGCAUGCUACUGGACUGCAUCGCCAGAGCACACUUGAUCCCAUGCCCGCCUUCUACAACCAGCUUCACUGUCGUGUCUGGUGGGUCAUCUACGCACUGGACCGCAGAAUAGCGCUCGAAUCCGGCAAGCCGUAUCUCAUUCAGGACAGAAACGUCGACACGGCCUUCCCGUUGGAUCUGACCGACGACUGGCUAUCGCGAUACCAGACUCGGCAAGACACAGUAGCGGAUCUCCAGUCGGACAUCUUGGCCCAAGUUGCAGAAAACCCAUCUCAAUCAGCAGUCCCGUACAUGAUCGCUCUGAUCCGGUACUCUCGAGCAGCCGCAAAGGCGUGGGAAAUCCUCUACGGCGUCAAAGCUUCUAGCAUGUCUGCUUCCGCCAUGGUAGACUAUGUUGAUACUGUCCUGGAAAAGCUUCUAGAUGGAGUUCCCGACUGUUUGAGAUACGAUCCAGACCUGCCGUGCGAACCUCAAUUUAGCAAUAGAUUGCGGUGGCAGAUUAAACAGACAAUGCUUCUCUUCACGUGCUGCACAUAUGUCCGCGUUCUGAUUCAGAAACCCUUCAUACCAAUGUCCCGAUCUGUAGAACGAGGCGAGGACGAUGAGCUAGAGUCGGCAACCGCCUGCGCCAGCUUGGCAGCCAGCGUUCUCACAGCACACCAAAAGCUGAAUGACAACGGUAUCAAGUACAGCUUUGCUCUGAGCCAUUAUGUCACUAGCUGUACGAUGAUAAUGCUUGGGCUCGUCUCUCGCGAGCCAGGGUUUAAGAGAAGAUACGGAGACCUGUUACUGGCCGCCGCGAGGAGUCUGAAUAUGUAUUGUCAUGAAGUUUGGGUCUCUGGGAAGAUGAUGAGGCUCGUGUCGAAGCUGACAAGGCUAGUCCAGAGGACAUUGAGCAGCAAGAAGGCAGAUGUUCAUGGUAGUGAACGACAAGAUUCUGGUGGUGGGAGCAUGCAACAGCAAUUAACGCCACACUCAGAAGAUCAAGUGCUUGAUUCAUCAAUGCAGCCACCAAGCAUUACGGAUGAGGGGAUUGAGCACGUGAGGGAGUGGAACCUGGAUCAUUCGGCUAAGCCCCGUAUCUUGACGGCUGAUGUUGCGGAGAGAAGAUAUUCUACUAACGAGGAUAAUCAACAUCGAUUCUCAACGUCAUGGAUGGGCAGGUCUAGCUUGGAUGAGCGAAACGACCGGGCAAUUUCCGAUUCGGACUUUAGAGCUAUCUUUGAUGGUAGUGAGCGCUACGGGGUUGAUUUCCGAUCUUCAGGAUUGCUUGCUGAUCAGUCUCUUGGGGGCUUUGAACUAAGAAAUGCCAGCGUGGACGGAGACUUUGGGCAGUUCAAAUUGGGAGCACUGGGUUUGAGCAAUGUCACCGACCUGGAAGUAGCGAAUGAUCCUUCUAUGAUGGAUCUCUUCGAUAACUCGCCCAUGAUGAAUCUUGGCGGGCUUGGGUGA
Molecule: messenger RNA, 2610 nt
Organism: Clonostachys byssicola
Lineage: Eukaryota; Fungi; Ascomycota; Sordariomycetes; Hypocreales; Bionectriaceae
Source: the annotation of a GenBank genome assembly